UUCAACGAUAUUUGCGGAGUGUUCUCGGAUGCGAGUGGCGAAUACGAGGAGCCACAACCUGUUGUGGUGUCAAGAAAUACACAAGAAGACCGUAACCCGUUUGGAUCAACAUUCUGUUAUGGAACUGAUCAGAUUGUUGUUGAGGUUAUGGAUAAUGGGCACAUUGCUGCAGUGACUCUGUUUGAGUAA
Messenger RNA from Strongylus vulgaris, 189 nucleotides. The record is from the annotation of a GenBank genome assembly. NCBI's taxonomy places the organism in Eukaryota, Metazoa, Nematoda, Chromadorea, Rhabditida, Strongylidae.